GAAGAGGGCGGAAAGUGAAGGGCCCAGAGCGCCUCUCUGUCCCCGAUCUAACUCAGUUCUCGACUGCUCCGGGCCGGCGUGGUAUUGUGGGAUCGCGGCGCCUGGCCUGCCUGAGACGCUCGCAUCCGCAGGGGCGUCCACUCGAGAGCGCCUCCUGUCGUCCGUAAGGCUGCCCUGCCAUUCCUCGGCCCCCCAACUCCUCCCGCCCCCCCAUCCCCUCCUCCUCCAUCCUCCAGUUCAAAAUGGCGACGGCGGCGGCGGCGGCGGCGGCGGCGGCAGCGGCGAUGGCUCCUCCGGGCUGCCCGGGUUCGUGCCCCAACUUCGCCGUAGUCUGCUCCUUCUUGGAACGCUACGGGCCGCUGCUGGACCUGCCCGAGUUGCCGUUCCCAGAGCUGGAGCGGGUGCUGCAGGCGCCGCCGCCGGACAUCGGCAACGGAGAAGUACCAAAAGAAUUGGUGGAGCUCCACUUGAAGUUGAUGAGGAAGAUUGGCAAAUCCGUUACAGCAGACAGAUGGGAAAAAUACCUGAUCAAGAUAUGCCAAGAGUUUAACAGUACCUGGGCAUGGGAGAUGGAGAAGAAAGGCUAUCUUGAAAUGAGUGUUGAGUGCAAACUAGCACUCUUAAAGUAUCUCUGUGAAUGUCAGUUUGAUGACAAUCUUAAAUUCAAGAAUAUAAUUAAUGAAGAGGAUGCUGAUACUAUGCGUCUCCAGCCAAUUGGGCGAGACAAAGAUGGCCUCAUGUACUGGUACCAGUUGGAUCAAGACCACAAUGUCAGAAUGUACAUAGAAGAACAAGAUGAUCAAGAUGGCUCUUCUUGGAAAUGCAUUGUCAGAAAUCGAAACGAGUUGGCUGAGACUCUUGCGCUCCUGAAAGCACAAAUUGACCCUGUCCUGUUGAAAAACUCUAGCCGACAGGAAGACUCUUCCCAGGAAAGCCCCACCCUAGAGGAUGAGGAGACUAAAAAAGAGGAAGAAACACCUAAACAAGAGGACUCGAAGGAAAAUGGAAGGCCAAAAGGUGAUGAGCAGCCCGUGGAUCCCAUAAAGCAUUCUGUGGCCAAUGUUCUAGAAGAGACACCUGUGAAAAUUGAAAGAGAAGAUGAAAAGGAGCUUAAGAAACUGCCUGUCAUUGUAAAGCUCGAAAAACCUUUGCCAGACACUGAGGAAAAAAAGAUUGUCAGAGAGGAAAGUGAUUCCUUCAAGGAAAAUGUCAAACCCAUUAAAGUAGAAACAAAAGAAAGCAGAGUGGACUCCAAAGAUGUCAAAGGCAGCUCCGAGAGACUGGGUGCACAGGAGCCGGAGCGAGUGGAAUUUGGUGGCAACGUCAGAUCUUCUCAAGACGUUACAGAGAAAUCUUCUGAGGAAACAGAGAAGCUUAAAAACGACCAGCAAGCCAAGAUACCACUAAAAAAACGUGAAAUUAAGUUGAGUGAUGAUUUUGACAGACCUUUAUGCAAGUCAACUACUCCAACAAAAGAGUUUUUGAAAGAUGAAAUAAAACAGGAGGAAGAGACUUGUAAACGGGUCUCCACCAUCAGUGCUUUGAGUCAGGAAGGGAAACAACUAGUGAAUGGAGAAGUUAGCGAUGACAAGGUCCCGCCACAUUGUAAGACAGAACAAAUGGAAAGCCAGCUUUGUGAUACAAAGGAAGAUGGCUUUACCAUCCUCUCUAAGGAUGGGAUUUCUGUCACGGAGGGAGAUGGCACCGAGGCUUUCAGUUCUGUCAUAGCAAGCACAAAAAUAAGUGAUCUUGAGAAAGAAGCCCCCCUAGGAAAGGCUCUAGAUAGCUCCAUAUCUGUCUUAGAGAGGCACAGUCAGAAAGGAAGAGUAGAGGAGUCUGGGUCUCCAAACAUGGAAAUGCCUCUUGAGCCUCUGGAGAUAGCAACAGAUCUCUCUUUAAAACCCGCUUUGUCUGUCACUGACUCCUGCACUGCGAAAGUUGAAGAGAGGGCCCCCAAAAGUAAGAGUGAGAACCACCAAGCAGGCACAGAAUGCCUGGAGAAGGUGGAAAGGGCCAGAAAGGCUGCUGGUGAGAAGGAAAGACUGAGUCCAAUUCCCGAAGAAGUUGUAAGGAGUCCUCUAGAAUCAGAAAAGCCAGAUCCUUGUGAAGGGGCUGAGGCUUCCCUCCUACCCGAGAUGACUGGCCCCACAGAGAAACUGGCCUCAGGAAAAAAAGGUGUAGAAUGUCUAAGUAGAGGUUCAAGUGAAGGUCAGUCCCUUGAAAACGAAAGCCCAGGAAUUCUAGAAAAGGAUUCUGAGUCCAUGAAGGUGGAAGUGGCCAGUCUGGAGAAGGUCCAGGCCUCUGGCACGGAGGACACUUCAGAGACAAAGAGCUCCAUGCCGAAGAGCAAAUUCAAAUAUAAGUUAGUUCCUGAAGGAGACAGCACUGCUUCAGAAAACACAGAGAUCACCUCCGAAAGGCAGAAGGAAGGCAUCAAGUUGACAAUUCGGAUAUCUAGUCGGAAGAAGAAGCCGGAUUGUCCCCCACAAAUUGUAGACUCUGAGAGCAAGGAAGAGAAGGUGGGGAAGGAAGAAGAGAAAACCAGCGUGGGCCGGACUUUAAGAAGGUCUCCAAGAAUAUCCAGACCCACAGCAAAAGUAGCUGAGAUCAGAGACCAGAAAGCUGAGAAAAAAAGAGGAGAAGGAGAAGAUGGAGUGGAGGAAGAACCAUCAGCUUUGCAGAGAACAGACAAGAAGGAACACUUGAAGAAAACAGAGAAGGAUACAAAUUCUAAAGUGAGCAAGGUAAAACCCAAAGGCAAAGUUCGGUGGACUGGUUCUCGGACACGCGGCCGGUGGAAAUAUUCCAGCAAUGAUGACAGUGAAGGGUCUGAGAGUGAAAAAUCCUCUGCAGCCUCAGAAGAGGAGCAAGGGAAGGAGAGCCAAGAAGCUGUCCUUCCAGAUGAUGAUGAACCAUGCAAAAAAUGUGGCCUUCCGAACCAUCCAGAACUAAUUCUUCUGUGCGAUUCUUGUGACAGUGGAUACCAUACUGCCUGCCUCCGCCCUCCUCUGAUGAUCAUCCCUGAUGGAGAAUGGUUCUGCCCUCCUUGCCAGCAUAAACUACUGUGUGAAAAAUUAGAAGAACAGUUGCAAGAUUUGGAUGUUGCCUUAAAGAAGAAAGAGCGUGCAGAGCGAAGGAAAGAACGUUUGGUGUAUGUUGGUAUCAGUAUUGAAAACAUCAUUCCUCCACAAGAGCCAGAUUUUUCUGAAGAUCAAGAAGAAAAGAAAAAAGAUUCAAAAAAAUCCAAAGCAAACUUACUUGAAAGGAGAUCAACAAGAACAAGGAAAUGUAUAAGCUACAGAUUUGAUGAGUUUGAUGAAGCAAUUGAUGAAGCUAUAGAAGAUGAUAUCAAGGAGGCUGAUGGAGGGGGAGUUGGCCGAGGAAAAGAUAUCUCCACCAUUACAGGUCACCGUGGGAAAGACAUUUCUACCAUUUUGGAUGAAGAACGAAAGGAAAAUAAACGGCCCCAGAGGGCAGCUGCUGCUCGCAGGAAGAAACGCCGGCGACUUAAUGACCUUGAUAGUGAUAGCAACCUAGAUGAGGAAGAGAGUGAGGAUGAAUUCAAGAUCAGUGACGGAUCUCAGGAUGAGUUUGUUGUGUCUGAUGAAAACCCAGAUGAAAGUGAAGAAGAUCCACCAUCUAAUGAGGACAGUGAGACAGACUUCUGUAGCCGAAGACUGAGGCGGCAUCCUUCUCGGCCCAUGAGGCAAAGCAGGCGUCUGCGGAGAAAGACCCCAAAGAAAAAGUACUCUGAUGAUGAUGAAGAGGAAGAAGAGUCUGAGGAGAACAGUAGAGACUCUGAAAGUGACUUUAGUGAAGACUUUAGUGAUGAUUUUGUAGAAACCCGGCGAAGGCGAUCAAGAAGGAACCAGAAAAGACAAAUUAAUUACAAAGAAGAAUCAGAAAGUGAUGGUUCCCAGAAAAGUAUACGACGAGGUAAAGAAAUCCGACGAGUUCACAAGCGCAGGCUCUCCAGCUCGGAGAGUGAAGAGAGCUAUAUGUCCAAGAACUCUGAAGAUGAAGAGCUGACAAAAGAAUCAAAGAGGUCUGUUCGAAAACGGGGCCGAAGCACAGAUGAAUAUUCAGAAGCAGAUGAGGAUGAUGAAGAGGAAGGCAAACCAUCCCGCAAGCGGCUACACCGUAUUGAGACGGAUGACGAGAGCUGUGACAAUGCUCGUGGAGAUGCAGAACAGCCUGCCCCUGACAGCCAGCCCAGGGUCCUGCCCUCAGAGCAGGAGAGCAGCAAGAAGCCCUAUCGGAUAGAAAGUGAUGAGGAAGAGGACUUUGAAAACGUGGGCAAAGUAGGGAGCCCAUUGGACUACAGCUUAGUGGACUUGCCUUCCACCAAUGGACAGAGCCCUGGCAAAGCCAUUGAGAACUUGAUGGGCAAGCCAACUGAAAAGUCCCAGACCCCCAAGGACAACGGCACGGCCAGUGCAAGUCUAGCCCCGAAUGGGACAAGUGGUGGUCAGGAGGUGGGGGCGCCGGAAGAGGAUGAAGAUGAGCUUCUGCGAGUGACUGACCUUGUUGAUUAUGUCUGUAACAGUGAACAGUUAUAAGACUUCUUUCCAUUUUGUGCUAAUUUAUUCCACGGUAGCUCUCACACCAGCGGGCCAGUUAGUAAAAGCUGUUUAAUUUUUCCUAGAAAACUCCACUACAGAACGACUUUUUAGAAGAAAAAUUUCAACGAAUCCCAAAGUCUUUCUGUGAAGUGACCAGUUUUGAACUUUGAAGAUUAAUAAUUGCUGUAAAUUCCUUUUGAUUUUCUUUUUCCAAGUUCAUGGUCCUUGGUAAUUUCAUUCAUGGGAAAAAAUCUUAUUAUAAUAACAACAAAGAUUUGUAUAUUUUUGACUUUAUAUUUCCUGAGCUCUCCUGACUUUGUGAAAAGGGUGGAUAUGAAUGCAUUCCAAAUCUGUGAGGGCCCAAACAUAAUUUAGGGUGGGAGAAAGCACUUGGGCUUUAGCUUUUCAUAUUAAAUAUAUAUUAUAUUUAAACAUUCAUGGUAUAGAUGAUGAUUAACAAACUGUUCAAAAGUUCAAGUCUGUACUGUUGCAGUUUGAGAAUUGUAGAUACAACAUCGUACAUACGUCACUUAGUAAUAGCCUUCGUGAAAUCAAUUUGUUUACUAUUGGAGUUACCAUUACCACACUUUAAAUAAAGAAGAGACCAUGGAAGUACCAUCAUAAAA
Molecule: messenger RNA, 5188 nt
Organism: Onychomys torridus (southern grasshopper mouse)
Lineage: Eukaryota; Metazoa; Chordata; Mammalia; Rodentia; Cricetidae
Gene: Rsf1
Product: remodeling and spacing factor 1
Exons: 16
Coding region: 243-4559 (1438 amino acids)
Biological process (GO): regulation of DNA-templated transcription
Cellular component (GO): RSF complex
Source: RefSeq, a predicted model, not a curated record